Molecule: messenger RNA, 2048 nt
Organism: Oreochromis aureus
Lineage: Eukaryota; Metazoa; Chordata; Actinopteri; Cichliformes; Cichlidae
Gene: cdk21
Product: cyclin-dependent kinase 21
Exons: 7
Coding region: 453-1355 (300 amino acids)
Biological process (GO): G1/S transition of mitotic cell cycle; regulation of G2/M transition of mitotic cell cycle; protein phosphorylation
Cellular component (GO): cytoplasm; nucleus; cyclin-dependent protein kinase holoenzyme complex
Molecular function (GO): cyclin binding; cyclin-dependent protein serine/threonine kinase activity; ATP binding
Source: RefSeq, a predicted model, not a curated record
ACAGUGACAUUUGACAGCAGCGUGGACACGUGUACCAGGAGUGGGCUUAGCCAAACGCAAGUUUUGCGCUUUCUGAUUAGUUGGCGAUUAAAAGGGGUGUGAUUUUCUCAUAAUUUCUGUCAUGCUGGCGACAGUCAUCCAAAGACAUUUUCCCGUCGUCGCCGGGUGGUGGCGAAAAGGGCGCUGAGCACUCAGGUAAAAUUAAAGAACGACAGCAGCUAUUUUAAUCACAAUUCAGGGUUUAUUAAUGCAUAAAAACAACGGUGUUACAGGUGGUUUGAAGCGGUGCUGUGACAGCUGGUUAUUACCGUUUGCAAACCCUCAGUUUACUCGCAGAGCCUCAUUAGCUAGCUUACUGUGACUGCAGCUAGAAGGCCGUGUGAGCCGUUGUCACCCUAAAAGUGUGUCUUUCAUGCAAAGUUCAGGUUAAUUUACCCUGAAUUUCAAGAACAAUGAGCAUCGGCACUCAACCUUUGUGCUACGAGCUCUUGGCAGAAGUAGGACAAGGCUACUAUGGUAAAGUGUACAAAGCCAGAGAGGUGGGAGAGAAACAGCGCCUCCUCGCGGUGAAGAAGUUCACCAUCCACGGAGACACGUCGGAAUCAGGGAUCCCUGCCUUCAUGAUCCGAGAGGUGGCGCUGCUGCGCAAGAUGCAGCACUUUAACCAUCCCAACAUAGUCAAGCUGUUGGAUGCAUCUGCUGUACCAGUGGGCGUGAGCCUGGACCUCACAUUGGUCCUUGAAUACAUUGACCAGGACCUGUCCACCUACCUCUCAAAAGCUCCUGCUUCUGGACUGAGCCGUGACUGCAUAAAGGAUGUGAUGCAGCAGUUGCUGCAGGGCCUGGACUUCCUACACAUGAACAUGGUGCUGCACCGAGACCUAAAACCAGAAAACGUCCUCAUCAGCAGCCGUGGAGAAGUCAAGAUCGCAGACUUUGGACUGGCACGGAUCCUCACCUUUAAUAUCGCUCUUACCCCAGGUGUGGUGACACUCUGGUAUCGAGCUCCUGAGGUGCUGCUGAACUCUGUUUACAUGUCCUCGGUGGACAUGUGGAGUGCUGGAUGCAUCUUUGCUGAGCUCUUCCUCUUGAGGCCGUUGUUUCGGGGAUACACAGAGGUGCAGCAGCUGCAAAAAAUCUUCCAGGUGAUUGGUUUGCCUGGUGAGGAGGACUGGCCCACAGACAGCCCGAUCUCAUAUUCAGUCAACUGGGGCCCUCAAGGCUCUCUGACCAAGCUGCUGCCCAACCUGGGCCCAGAUGAGAAUGACCUCUUGUCUCAAUGUUUGGUAUUCAGACCGAAUCGCCGCAUCUCAGCCGCCAAAGCCCUGGCUCAUCCUUUCUUCAUGAAGCCCUGAAGAUCUCGGUCGAAUGAGGAGAGGAAGAAAGAGCAAUUCAGCUGCUGCUGCUCUGAGAUUCUCCCACUUACAGCUAAAAUAAUAGUUUUGUGCCAUAAAAUCCACCGUCAACUUUGUUCAGAGCGCAGUUUGAUUAUUGUCUUUGAGAGCUUUUAAACUGCAGUCACACCAUCAUGAGAGACUUUGGUCAGGUCUGAGGUUUCCACCUUUUUAUACAUCAGUGAAAUUAGGAUGCCUGACUCGCUGAAUAUGGAUGUUAUGGCGCACAACCUUGAAGACAGUAGUAUUUCGAUACAUUCGAUAAAUUUCAAAACAUGAAGCGGUUUUAUUUACACUGUUAUAAUUUCUUAUUUCAACUUCAUGUGUUUUGUGUGUGUUCUUUGAUUUACAGAGUGUGCUUGUUUUUUGUUGUUUGGUUUUACUGUUUUGUUACAUGCUUCUGAAACCUAUUAUGAGCAUCUUUAAGUUUGUUGCUGUUUAUUUUCCACAAAAAAAAAUAGUUCUAGAGUUGAUUGAAUCGGAGGAAAUGUCACACUUAUUUUUGAUAUUUUUGUAAAAAUAUUUACUGAUAACUGGUGGUGUAAUCAGUACAGAGCACACUGGUAUUUAUGUUUGUAUUAACAGAUUGUUUUAUUUUUCUACAUAAGUUGCACUGUUCAUUUCAAAAGCAUUCCUAUAAAUAACUGUAUCUUA